AACUCUAUGCAGGAGGUACGAGGCUAUCUCUGGCACAUCCAAUGACGAAGCCGUAGCAAACGCAACUGAAGAAUCUGCUCCUUCGUUUGUUCGAACCCACCCCAAAAGGACAAGUCGCCCUCAACCGCGAAGCUCAUUCCGAAGCUUGAACACACCUCUUCCUCUCCUAGAUCCAGCCCAAUUGCCCUCACCAUGGGUAGAUUCGGUCCUCCUCAUAAAGUCCCGACCGAGAUUGUGAUGAACAUCAUCAUCUACACACGCUACGAAGAUCUCCAGGCUCUUUGCGAUGCCACUGGCCGCUUGACAUUCGAAGAAGCAAAGUAUCAUCGCUAUGAUCCCCGCCGUUACCUCAGAACCUUGACUCCAUAUCCUGACGUGUUAUUGGGAGGUAUGAGGGAUACCAACACAAUUUUAUCUGGGUCCAGAGCUGCAGCUUUCUUCUACCAAAUGGCCUGUAGGUGGGAUUCUGAUUGGGACUUCUAUUGUUCAGGUGGCGAUGUUGCUGUCGCUCGAUUCACACACCUCCUUUUCACUAGGUUGGGCGUUACCUGGGACAAAUCUGAGGUCGAUGUGGGCCAACAUAUACCUUUGGAUGACUGGAGUACUAUCUAUGAAGGAGAUUUCCACAUCCUCCACGGCAAUCUCUCGGGCCACAAGCUACAAGUCAUGUGGUACCGCGACGAUCAGAACAGGCAUAGCGUCUUCAACAUGAUCCUGGAGUUCCAUUCUAGUAUCGUACAGUGUUUUAUAUCAGGUUGGUGUGCUGCGUCAUUAUACCACAAGAUCAGUGGUCAGGAUAAAAUGGUGGCUUGGGAAAUCGACGGGGUUCUUCAUCCGAGGAAGAGAGCAAAGGCACCGCAAUGUGUAUCCAAGUACCAGUACCGAGGAUUCCAGCUGGUACAUUACUCGAGGCAACUGGUCGGGCUGGCAUCUACUGAGCCUGACUUCUUGAGCCUCGACGCGGCGUGCUUGCCAAGAUCUGUCUCUGAUAAAGCCUGCUUGCUCAUCGACUUCGACGUCUACUCACGACCUUCCCUUACUAGCAGCAAAUUGGUAUCGGCUAUGCACCUAGCAGCCAUGGAAGAAAUCAUGAAUCUUCGCUGGGGUGAAAACACAGAUGCAUCGCUCAAAUUUACGUCGCUCAAAUUGACAUCAACAAUGUCUGAGAAGUUUGGAAUGUACCGACUCCUUCGAUCACUGGAAGAGGAGUAUAUGGUUGAGCACACGAGGUGGAAACCAUCCGAGGACAGGCUUGGUCACACGGAUAUCUAUCUUAGGACCCAAACGAUUUGCGCGGUGCCUUGGAUGCCUCCCGUUGAUGUUUUCAUCGCGCCUGCAAAAUCGUACGGCAGCGAGACUCUUUUCGAGAGGAAAUGUUACCCGCCCAUCUAGAUGAGUCCUUUCGAUGAAACGGAUUGGCUUGAUCAUAUUGAUGAUUGGACUCUCAGGUAUUAGGGGUGGUUCAUCUGGUAGAGAUGAAUGUAGUUUUAAAUUGUCUCUUUUGUGGC
Molecule: messenger RNA, 1508 nt
Organism: Mollisia scopiformis
Lineage: Eukaryota; Fungi; Ascomycota; Leotiomycetes; Helotiales; Mollisiaceae
Exons: 2
Coding region: 193-1392 (399 amino acids)
Source: RefSeq, a predicted model, not a curated record